AUGGGUUUUCGUUUACAUGGUAUCCGAAAGGCAUUAUUUUCAGCAAAUCAAGCAGCUUCAAAAGCAGUGGAUGCACCAAAGGGCUAUCUUGCAGUCUAUGUCGGAGAGAAAAUGAAGCGGUUUGUAAUCCCUGUAUCAUACUUGAACCAACCUUCAUUCCAGGACUUGUUGAGUCAAGCUGAGGAAGAGUUUGGAUAUGAUCAUCCUAUGGGAGGCCUCACAAUUCCUUGCAGUGAAGAUGUCUUCCAACGUAUAACAUGUUGCUUCAAUUGA
Sphenostylis stenocarpa is the source of this 273-nucleotide messenger RNA. The record is from the annotation of a GenBank genome assembly. NCBI's taxonomy places the organism in Eukaryota, Viridiplantae, Streptophyta, Magnoliopsida, Fabales, Fabaceae.